AUGUCUUUCCUGUUGGAAAGCCUCAGUCUUCAUAAGACAGUAAAGAAACACUACCUGUCCCUGGCUAAAGGUGCAGAGUGCCAGGUGACGUACAUCUGGAUCGAUUAUUCUGGAGAAAAUCUACAAUCUAAAACCAGGACUCUGAACAAAAAACCAACUGGAAUCAAAGAUAUACCAGAAUGGAGUGCUAGCUGGAUGGAUGGGAAUUCAAUUGAAGUCACUUUGGUCCCGGUCAGAAUGUUUCGAGAUCCCUUUACUCUUGACCCAGAUAAACUGGUUUUGUGUGAAGUGCUUGACAGCAACCGUGUGCCCAUGGGAAGUAAUCAGCGUUCACAGUGUGCUAAAGUCAUGGAGGAAGUUAGAGAAUUUGAGCCCUGGUUCGGGAUGGAACAGGAGUACAUCCUGUUUGGUUUGGAUGGACGGCCCUUUGGUUGGGCUCCUCAGGGCACCCCAUUUACAAGAGUGAAUUGUGCUGUGGGCAUUAACCAAGUGUAUGGAAGAGACAUUUGUAUCUGUCACUACAAAGCCUGUCUGUAUGCUGGCUUAAAGAUCUGUGGCACCAAUGCAGAAUCAUUACCCUCCCAGUGGGAGUUCCAGGUCGGCCCGUGUGAGGGGAUUGAAAUGGGGGAUCAUCUGUGGACUGCUCGCUACAUCCUGCAUCGCGUAUGUGAAGACUUUAGAGUUGUUGCCUCCUUGGACGUUAAACCCAUCGAGGGCAACCUUGAUACAUCAGGCUGUCACACCAAUUUCAGCACCAAGGAGAUGAGGAGUGAAGGGGGACUUCAGUACAUUGAAGAAGCAAUCAGAAGGCUGAGCAGGCGUCACUCUCAGCACCUCCAUGUCUACGAUCCACAUGGUGGUGCUGACAACAUGAAUCGCCUAACCAGUCAAUCAUCUUCUACCUCCAGUUUCCAUGAGUUCUCUACGGCCACAUCCUGUCGUAAUGUUAGUGUGCGCAUCCCUGGCCAUGUUAGUCGGAGGGGCUGCGGGUACUUUGAGGACAGACGUCCUGCUGCCAACUGUGACCCUUAUAAUGUGAUGAGAGCCUUGGUUGAAACCUGUCUGCUGGAAACCUGUGAGGAAAAUGAUGAGGUGGAGGCUUCUUAAGAGGGGAGAAAUACAUCCAAGACACCACAGAGCACAAUAAUGUAGAGACAACU
Molecule: messenger RNA, 1160 nt
Organism: Morone saxatilis (striped sea-bass)
Lineage: Eukaryota; Metazoa; Chordata; Actinopteri; Moronidae
Product: glutamine synthetase-like
Exons: 6
Coding region: 1-1107 (368 amino acids)
Cellular component (GO): cytoplasm
Molecular function (GO): glutamine synthetase activity
Source: RefSeq, a predicted model, not a curated record